Messenger RNA from Humulus lupulus (European hop), 1062 nucleotides. RefSeq lists its product as uncharacterized. The transcript is spliced from 3 exons. The coding region runs from base 1 to 1062 and encodes 353 amino acids. The record is from RefSeq and is a predicted model, not a curated record. Lineage: Eukaryota; Viridiplantae; Streptophyta; Magnoliopsida; Rosales; Cannabaceae.
AUGGCAGCCAAUUCCCAACAGUUUGGAGUUUGUCAUGAGGGUUCAGUUAAGGGAGUAAAUGAGACAAAUUCUAAAGUAGAGCAGCUGCUUGCACAGUUAACAAGUAUGGUUCAACAAAUGGCUUUAGGUCAACAAGUGAGACCUUGUGACAUAUGUCAGUUGAUGGGGCAUGCUACUGAUGCAUGUCCCACUCUUCAAGAGGGAUGGAGGGAUCAUCCUAAUUUAAGACAUGGGAACCAACAACAAGCAACACCUACCAGACCACCAGGGUUUAAUUACCAACAAAGGCCUCAACAAGCCUAUGUACUUUGUCAUCAACAACCUCCUACUGGAGUCCCACAAGAUCAGGAACCAUCAAUAGUAGACAUGCUUAAAAAUUUGGUGGCAUCCAAUAUACAAACUCAAGUAAUUCUUCAAAGUACUCAAGCGUCUCUCAAGAAUUUGGAGAACAUGAUAGGACAGAUUGCUACAUCUCCGAGCAAGCUUGAAACUCAAAAUUCUGAAGGAUUACCUCCCCAGCCAGAGAAGAACCCAAGAGCAAAUUUACAUAAACCAACUAUGCCAACCUAUGUCCCUCGUCCGCCUUUUCCAAGCAGAUUGAAAAAGUUUAAGAAAGAGGAAGCUGACAAGGAAAUUCAUGAGAGUUUUCACAAAGUUGAGGUAAACAUUCCAUUACUUGAUGCUAUUAAAAAAAUGGCAUGUUAUGCUAAAUUUUUGAAGGAGUUGUGCACCAAUAAGAAGAAAUCGAAGGGUGGUGAAAAGAUAAGUAUGGGGGAGAAUGUCUCUACUGUUCUCCAAAAGAAGCUGCCACCAAAAUGCAAGGAUCCUGGAACCUUUAAAAUUCCUCGUAUGAUUGGGAAUAAAAGGAUUGAGCGGUGUAUGAUAGAUUUGGGAGCAUCGAUUAAUGUCAUGUCAUAUUCAAUAUAUGCUUAUUUAAAUCUUGAGACAGAAGUUAUUAUUCAACUGGUCGAUCACACUAAUGCUUAUCCUUUAGGGGUAGUUGAAGAUGUGUUGGUAAAGGUUGAUGGACUUGUCUUUAUAGCAGAUUUCUAUAUACUUUAA